Mytilus trossulus (common blue mussel) is the source of this 5857-nucleotide messenger RNA. RefSeq names its product guanine nucleotide-binding protein G(o) subunit alpha-like. NCBI's taxonomy places the organism in Eukaryota, Metazoa, Mollusca, Bivalvia, Mytilida, Mytilidae. The record is from RefSeq and is a predicted model, not a curated record. Gene Ontology annotation, molecular function: G-protein beta/gamma-subunit complex binding; guanyl nucleotide binding; G protein-coupled receptor binding. Gene Ontology annotation, cellular component: heterotrimeric G-protein complex. The transcript has 9 exons. Gene Ontology annotation, biological process: adenylate cyclase-modulating G protein-coupled receptor signaling pathway. The coding region runs from base 282 to 1361 and encodes 359 amino acids.
CAUUUGCAUUUACAUGUUUUUUGAGGACACGACAACAAAUCAUUUGUCCCAGUACACAAAUAAGUAGUACGGGUGUCUGAAGUGAAAUAUCGACAUUGAUAUAUGUGUUGACAGUCUGUGUUUAAAGUUGAUUUUUUAGAUUUUAAAGGAAAUUAGUGUGUUGAUCUAUUGAAAUAUAUCAUACUAGGGAUGAUUUGGAUUUUAUUUAAUAUGAAAAAGUUUUAAAUGUAUUAUUAAAAAUACUGUGUUGUAAUUUUAGUGAAAAUGUACAAUUCAUUAAUAUGGGUCAGUGUUUAAGUUUGGAUCAAGAGGAAUUGAAAGCACGUGCCAAGAGUGAUGUUAUAGACCGACAAUUACAGUCAUGGGCUAAAGAAGAGCAAAAUGUCAUUAAAAUUUUAUUACUUGGUGCAGCAGAGAGUGGCAAAAGUACUUUGGUAAAACAAAUGAAAAUAAUACAUCAUGAUGGAUUCUCUAAUGAUGAAUUAAUGUCAUUUAAGCCUGCCGUCUUGGAUAACUUACUGGGUUCCAUGAAGUAUGUCCUGACAGGAAUGGGACUGUUACGUAUCAAUCUGGAAAAUCCAAAAUACAGAUCUCAUGCAGAAAAAGUCCUCACCUGUAUCUGUUGUUUUGACAAAAAACAGAAUAUGUAUCAAGAUGUGUACGCUUCACUGAAAUACUUGUGGCAGGACCGAGGGGUACGACUAGCUGUGUCUCGAGGCUAUGAAUAUGAACUAAAUGAUUCGGCUAUAUAUUACUUUGAGAAUAUGGACAGAAUUUGUCAUCAUAACUUUAUACCUAAUGCUAAAGAUGUUCUACGAGCCAGGGUACGCACAACUGGAAUCUUAGAAACAUGUUUUAAGAUUAACAACUUUGUUAUACGAAUGUUUGAUGUGGGAGGUCAGAGAUCAGAGAGGAGGAAGUGGAUCCAUUGUUUUGGGGAUGUAAAAGCCGUGUUAUUUGUGGCAGCAUUAAGUUGUUAUGAUAUGUACUUGUUUGAAGACCCAGACGUGAAUCGACUUGAAGAGAGUUUGAAUUUGUUCAGAGGUAUCUGUAACAAUAGGUUCUUCAGGGAGACUUGUAUGAUCUUAUUUUUGAACAAAGUGGAUCUUUUUAAAGAUAAAAUACGUCAUUCUGAGAGACAUCUGAGGAACUUCUUUCCUGAUUAUCGAGGUAAAGACCGUGAUUUUGAUAGUGCAGCCCAUUUUAUACGAAUAGAAUUUCAGCGUCAGAAUCAUGUGCCAUCGAAAGUCAUCUAUCCACAUUUUACCACUGCAACAGACACUAGCAAUAUUCAGGUUGUUUUCCAAGUUGUCAUGGAUUCCAUACUUAAGGAUAAUCUGAGGAGUAGUACUUUGUUGUGAUCUUUACAUGGUCAUGUCAAGGUUAAACCAAUGUGUUGGCUAAGGAACAUUCCAGUGUUGUCAUGGAUUCCAUACUUAACAAUAAUCUGAGGAGUAGUACAUUAUUGUGAUCUUUACAAGGUCAUGUGACUUAUGUCAAGGUUACAUCAAUGUGGUUAAGGAACAUUCUAAUGCUGUUAUGGACUCCAUACUCAAGGAUAAUCUGAGGACUGACACAUUGUUGUGAUUCUUACAAGGUCAUGUCAAGGUUACAGUAAUGUGGUUUAAGAACAUUUCAGUUUUAGAUAUCAUAUUUGAAUUUUAAUAAAUUAUCAAAAAGGCAAUCAAUUUAAAAAGUAGUUAGGGAGGAAGAUGUUAAUAUGAUUACAUUGAUUCAGGUUUUUGGUCUACGGGGGAAAAAAAUGAUUUUUUAUUUCAAGUUUAAUUUUGACUUAACAACUGGAAUGUUCCUUUGCUUACAGAACAAGCCAAAUAUAGUUUCUGUGAUAUGUAAAUAAAUCAGAUUAUUUUAUGUAUACAGAAGGUUGGUUUUAAAUGAUCUCAAAUCAUUUCUUUUACCAUUUAUUUUAAACAUCCUUCAUUUUAAGUCAUUGUUACAUUUUAAGAUUUAUAAACAUUACAAAGCAUUGAUGAAUUGAAGCACAAGUAUAGUUGUUUUACUUAUUGUUUUAUAGAAUGUGUGCCACCUAGUCUUAUAUCAUCUUAAUAUUGUACAUUUUUUAAGGAUUUUUUAAAUGAUUAUGGAAGUAAAAAUACAAUUUUAAGAAUAAGUUUAAUGCUUUUAGAGUUUUUGAUUUUAAAAUGAUAUGCAAUGCUAAGCAUAAAGAGUGCCAUUUAGAAACAAAAAAUGUUACUUUUAAAAAGUAAGAUGCACUUAGCUGAGGUAGACAUAUGCAUAGAAGACUUCUUCAUAUAAAAUGCUGUAAAAAUAUCAAAUAUAAUUUUGAAUAGAUAGCUUGUGGAGAUUGUGAUGUGAAACUUCUUUAAUUUUUCCUCAUUUUACUUGCAUUAAAACAGGCUUUGGCCACUUUGAUGAAUUUUGAUAAACUACAAAUUGAUUAAUUUUGUCUUGUGCAAUUUAUUGCCAUAUCCAAACAGCACAUUUAAUACUCAAGCAUUUUUUUCAUGAAAUCAAUAGGAAACCAGAUAUUACCACUUUAUGAUCUUGACAAAAAUGUGUAUCCUUUCUCAGUAGUUAAAUUUGAAAAGGCUUGGUAAAUUUCGUAUUAUUUAGUUUUAAAAUUUGGUUUAUCUUCGUUAAUGGCAUGGGGUGGUUAGAUCUAUAUGUAAACAACUGAAUUUUUUUGAUUUACACUCAGAUUUUCUUUUAGAUUAAAAAAAUAUUCAUUCAUAUUGUAAAACAGGGCAUAAUAAUUGGUUGGAUACAUUAAAGUUCAAAAUACUCAAAAUCUUCGAUUCAUAAACAAAACUAAUUGUCAGCUUUUAUUUUCUUAAAAUUAUGAGAAAACUACUAUUAAUUGAAGUCUUUGUAACUGUUAGUGCACAUGGCAGCAAGAUAUUUUGUUAUCAGAAAAAGAAGGAAAGUAAAUAUCGCCUAGCAUUGUUUAGAAAUAUCCAAAGGACCAGAAAAUUAAGAAGUAUCAUGAAUCAUGAUCCAUUAAAUAGCAUCCCUCAAAAUGUUGAAAAAGUAAUGGUUUGACUGCCUGAUUGGAAGCAAUGUGUAUUUCAUAAAUUUCUUGCAUGAUUGCUUUAGGCCUAUAAACAUUUUGAAUUCAAGCAAAAGUGACCAAUUAGCAAAGUUACCUCAUAUUGAGGACUUUUUGUUGAUAUGAAGAGUAACCCAUAUUGUAGAGGACAACACAACUUCUCUUACAGUAAUGAAAAAUAUCAAUCUUAAUUUUAAUCAAUAAUUUAUAAAAUUUAUUAUGGAUUAAUGUGUUUAAUGUAAAUCAAAAAAGAAAUAGUUACCUCAAUUAUUACAGUCAACUAUGUCUUAAAAAAUUGCACAAGAGUUACAACAAUAAGUAUAUGUAUUAAAUACAUUUUAUAACUUGCUAUUAGUUAAUGUAGUAUGUUUGAAAAGCUUGAGAUUGAUAUCAUUAUCUGUUCCACAUUUUCUAAUCAGUGAAAUGACAUGUAUUUAAUAAUCAUUAAUAAUUGUAAAUAACAUUAAAUAAUUUAUUACAUUUCAUUUUACAUAUAACUUCCAUGAUUGAUUUAUUGUGACACUGCCAAAAACACAACAGUUCAUCUGAUUUAUCUCCCUUGUCAUACAACACACUAUGAUCUCGUAAAGAAAUAUAUCAUUGAGUUAUCUCCCCAUAUCAUUUUUACAAAGUAUUCUACACCUUUAUCAUGUCAUCACCUGUCAUUUUAUCUAUUUAGAAAACACAAAAGGUACAAGUAGUGCCAUUUUUAGACAACACAAUUUUUUGGCAUGUUUCAUAAGCUAAAGACACAUAUGUUUUAUUUCAGAAAAGAAAUAACAAAUCCAUUCUUAAUUCUAUUCCUAUGAAUAAAGAAUGUAAAUUAUGUGACAGAUUAUGGGGUAUUGAUAGUAUAUUGUCAUUAAGCAUUUUAUGAAGAUUUUAUUCAUAUUUUUUUUAUUAAUAUGUUGAUAUGUUAAUACUAUUAAAAUAAUGCAAUAUUAUAAAGUUCAAGAAUUUCCACCAUAUCAUGAAGAUUAAUUUAAGUUUUAAUCCAUGAGCAUAAGCAGUCUUGAUAGCUUUCAUGAAUUAUGAAAUGAUGUUGGUGUUUAAAAUCACACAUUUGACUGAUUGUCUAACUGUAGUUUAACAUUUUAUAAGGAUCCUUUGGGAAAAAAAGGUUGAUCAAUUAUGAAUUGGCAAUUAUUUGGACUGUGGAAAUAAUUUUAAUUUAGAGUAUUGACCAUUGUCAACCCUAACAGUGCUGUAAUUGUUUUUGUUAAUUUUACUUAUUGUUAUUUGUACAUAUCUUUCUGUUUUUAGCAAAAAAGUUUUACUAUUUUAUUUAAUAAAUUGUACACUACUUUAAUGAUUUGCAUCUAAUCAUUAGCAAAUAAGGUUUCAAUGAUUUUGCCACUAUAUGUAAUCUCUGUAUGAAAUGUGGAAACACCUAAUUUUGUCACUUAUAUGUUAAGGUAGACCAAAUAACACAUCCUCAGUUGCUUUAUACAGAAUAUUUCUGUGGUUCAGCUGACCUUAUAUCAUGUAUAUUAAGAAUUUUACAAUAAUUGUAUAUUUUCAGACUAUGCUUCUGAUAAAUUCUUAUUUGUUAAGUUUUUUUUAACACCAAACCAAUUUUUAACCUAUUCUUUUACAUGAACUUAAAGGAGUAGGUCCAGUAGGGGCCGAUUUUGGACUUAAAUUUCAGGUUUAUCUGACAAAAGAUUUUGACCACUUUUUAAACACUGUCUAUUUUAUUUGAUCAAUUUCUUUUUGUUAAAGAUUUUAAUUGAUUUAGUCAAAAAUAUAAAAAAACGUACCAAUUCAAGCUGAAAUAUAAAAAAAUACCAAAUAUGCUGGAAAAUAACAUUUUUCGCUUGGUUUUUGUCAAAAAAUUAAGGUGGCCACAUCCGUGUUCAUCCUCAACCUUUAUAUGUGUUAUGUAUUAUCAUAAAAUACAACUAACAUUUCAAUAUUAAGGAUGAACACGAAUGCGGUCAUUUUCGUUUUACAUGAAAUCCCUCUAAAAUUUAACUUAAAUGCUAGAAUUAUGAAGAUUUCAGUAAUUAGCAUGAGUUAGUGGAGCUAGUUCACAAUAUAUGUGCAUUAUGUCGUCAAAAACAGCCCAUAUUUAUGUAGCAGAAGCAUUUUACUGUUCAAUGAAUAACUAAAAGUUUACAUUUUAACAAUUUUGUAAAACUCUAUAUUUUGGGGCCAAAAAGGGGUCUUACUGUACCUACUCCUUUGUUGAAAGCAAAUUAUUUUCUGUUCAGCACUACAUUGUUAUUGUUUUUAUUGUGUAAGUGUAAUUCUUUGUGCAUGCAAACAUGAAAAUUAUAUCUGUUUAUCCAGACACACAGAAUGUUUUUUUGUGUAUUAAGAAACACUUAAUGCUCUAUGUGUAUCCAAAAUUUACUUUAGCAAAGGGAUAUAUGUGUAUAAGCCAAUGUAUGGUCUCCAAUUUAGUAAUCAAUUUGAGGUUGUAAAAGGUCAUUUGUUCAACAUAUCAAUUCAUAAAAUCAAAAUAUUUUUAUUUAUAAAUAUACUUGUAUUUCUUCAUGAUCAGUUUGACUUUUAAAACUAAAAAGGUUUGCACUGCUAUGUAAACCAAGAACAUUCCUUUCAAGACCAUCUAGUAGUAGUAUUUAUUUUUUAUUUCUAAUUUUUGAAAUAAAAAUAACAGUUACCCCUAAAUUGAAGAUUAAUAAUAUGGCAACUAAACAAUAUUACACAUAUCAAUACUUUAUUCUAUGUUGGUGCUUUUUUGUUAUAAAAUGUACAUUAUAAAUGAUAAGUAUAUAUAAACUGCUAUGCAAUAGCAGGUGUAAAUAAAAAACUUAAAUACUACAAUGUUUAUUUAUUUACCCUGACUUGUUUGUUAUUGAUAAA